This is a messenger RNA of Penicillium cinerascens, 852 nucleotides long. RefSeq lists its product as uncharacterized. Gene Ontology annotation, cellular component: plasma membrane; endoplasmic reticulum membrane. NCBI's taxonomy places the organism in Eukaryota, Fungi, Ascomycota, Eurotiomycetes, Eurotiales, Aspergillaceae. The coding region runs from base 1 to 852 and encodes 283 amino acids. Gene Ontology annotation, biological process: endoplasmic reticulum membrane organization. Gene Ontology annotation, molecular function: FFAT motif binding. The transcript has 7 exons. The record is from RefSeq and is a predicted model, not a curated record.
AUGUCUGUCGAUGUCUGUCCGCCCGAACUGGGCUUCAAGCGGCCCUUCAACCAAGAAGUUUGCCAAAUCCUGCAACUGCACAACCCUGGCCGGGAAGCUGUCGUCUUCAAGGUCAAAACCACCGCCCCGAAGCACUACUGUGUCCGUCCCAACUCCGGCCGUGUUGAGCCCGGCAAAACUGUCGAUGUCCAAGUGCUGCUGCAGGCCAUGAAGGAGGAGCCCUCUGCGGAUGCCAAAUGCAAGGACAAGUUCCUGGUCCAGUCCGUGGCGGUCACUCGUGAGAUGGAAUCCAAUAACGUCACCUCGAUUUUCGAGAAGGCUUCCAAGUCUGCAGUGAUUGAGAAGAAGAUUCGCGUGAACUGGUUGGCUUCCGACGCCAACCUUGCCUCUGAUACCUCGAAGCUCGGCGCAAAUGACUCGGUCCUCGAAGAUGAGCCCCCGGCCUACACCUCCCCCGGUGGAAACUUCGAAACCCCAGCCCCCGGCAAGAAGACCGCCGCCGACCAAGCAUCGCCCAUCCCUCCCCCGGAUUUCUCCGAGAAGACCAAGUCCGAGUCCCCCCAACCCAGCGAGCCGGCCGGCGCAUUCGCAACUGCCAAGGCCGCAGUGGUCGGCGCCAUUCCCUCAAGCGACGAGCUGAAGGCGCAGCUUGCCGACGCGAACGCACAGAUUCAACGACUGAAGGAUCGACUGGCAGACCAGGGCUUGCGGCAGCGGAAGACCGGCACCGAAGCAAAGGCCGCACCUGCAACAAUGACGCAGCAGCACGCACCUACCGAGUCAGGAGUGCCCGUACAGAUGGUCGCGGGGCUGUGCCUCCUCAGCUUCUUGAUCGCCUACUUCUUCUUCUAG